Molecule: messenger RNA, 210 nt
Organism: Didymella exigua CBS 183.55
Lineage: Eukaryota; Fungi; Ascomycota; Dothideomycetes; Pleosporales; Didymellaceae
Exons: 1
Source: RefSeq, a predicted model, not a curated record
UGGCAAGGACUAAAUCUAAGAGAAGGUCUAGAAAGUGUAGCUACGCUGAUGUACUACGCAGCACUAUACAGCUUAAAUAUGACCACUAGACUGCUGCUCGACAAAGGCGCCGAGGUCAACGCGCAGGGUGGAGGCUACGGCAACGCACUGCAGGCAGCUUCAUCUAGAGGUGGUCGGACCGAGCACAUUGACAGUUCAUCUCUCAGCUGA